Molecule: messenger RNA, 237 nt
Organism: Dentiscutata erythropus
Lineage: Eukaryota; Fungi; Glomeromycota; Glomeromycetes; Diversisporales; Gigasporaceae
Source: the annotation of a GenBank genome assembly
AUGUAUAGACAAGUUACUAAUAAAAAUCGAAAAAGACAACGUGUGAGAAGACCAAGAUCUAGAAAAAAUAGUCCAAGAGUUGUUGUUCCAAAACCAAAAGGUCCACGUUAUGCUAAAACAUCUGUAAUAGCCUUACCUGAUACAACAAUUAAUAAAUAUAAAGGGAGUAUUUAUAUUGAAAAAAUUGGAAGUAAUGGUCAAGUUCGUUAUUCACCAGAAGUAACUCCUAGAAGAUAA